Echinococcus granulosus is the source of this 4686-nucleotide messenger RNA. Its product is annotated as Collagen alpha-2(I) chain. Lineage: Eukaryota; Metazoa; Platyhelminthes; Cestoda; Cyclophyllidea; Taeniidae. The transcript has 20 exons. The record is from RefSeq and is a predicted model, not a curated record. Bases 1 to 4686 code for a protein of 1561 amino acids. Gene Ontology annotation, molecular function: extracellular matrix structural constituent.
AUGAAACCGGGAUACAAGGGCGAGUUGUUCAUUAUCUACAGCUCGCAGGGUCGAGUCCUCCUCUCCGUGGGUGUUGAUAAGCAGGUAGUGGUGGCCUACCAGGAAGCUGCGGCUGGCGUUAGGGCAGCUCGCAUCUCUACCAGCGGUACCGCAAUCCACUCCGAGAAGAUUGGACCCGCUCUCGAUGAUAAUGAAUGGCAUCGCGUUGGAUUGAAUUUCAAGGAUGGUCGUGUGCGCCUCGCCGUUGAUUGCAAGGCGGUGGAGGAAUCCACCAUCGUCCUUCCCGUCAAAUUUAUCGACAAACGCAACACCCUUAGCCUCCUUCCCCAUGGCUUUAAUGGUGUCUUGCAAGACCUGAUGUUGGUGCUGGGAGACCGGAGUCUGGAGCAGCAGUGCCUCAUCUACACUCCUGACUGUCCCACCGACGUUGACGAUGCCAUGAUGAAUGAUGAGGGUGAACCUGGAGAACAGGGCGACCCCGGAGAACCUGGUGAAAAAGGUGAACCCGGUAAACCGGGUCCACGAGGUCCGGACGGAGAACAGGGUCCCCCUGGUCCCACGGGCUCGCUCUUUGUGGUGCCGCUUAAUUUGGGCAUCGGUGGUGGCGCAAAUGCACGUGCUGCCCACUUCAGACAGCUGCUUCAACAGCACCUGGAGUCUCUCAGAGGCGUGCAUGGACCCCGAGGUUUGACGGGUCCCACAGGUCCAGACGGCCCUAUGGGUCCUCCUGGUCUCAAGGGGGAGACUGGUCCCCAGGGUGACACCGGUCUUCAAGGUCGGAGAGGUCCCAUGGGUCCUGUUGGCUUCCCCGGACCUAGAGGCAAGACGGGUCGAGACGGCGACCGCGGUGACCCCGGUCCCGCAGGUCCCAAAGGCCCAGAUGGUUUGCCUGGUGAUUCAGGGUUGAUGGGUCCCAAAGGCCUCAGGGGACCUCGUGGUCCACCCGGCCCAGUAGGAGAACAAGGAUCUCCUGGUGAAGAGGGGUCUCGCGGUCCCACUGGUGACGCUGGUGACCAAGGUGACAUGGGCUCAUACGGUCCUCGCGGUCCACCGGGUCUGCAGGGUCCCCUUGGCCCCAGGGGUAAGACUGGAAGUCGAGGACCCGUCGGCCUUCAGGGCGAGGUGGGUGAACCCGGUCCUACCGGAAUGCCUGGUCCCAUGGGUCCACCUGGUCCCGCUGGUCCAGAGGGUCCUGCCGGUCCUCGGGGUGUAGUUGGACCUCCUGGUCCUCCCGGAAAGCAGGGACCUCCCGGCGCUACUGGUCCUGAAGGCCGUCCUGGCUAUCCCGGUUCAAAGGGAGAGAUGGGCCUUAAAGGAGAUACUGGUCCUGAGGGUCAGAAAGGCGAACCCGGUUUACCUGGACCCAGGGGGGUAAAAGGUGCGCGAGGCAUUGUGGGCAUCUCGGGCCCUAAGGGUGACACCGGCAAGCCUGGAGCUGUCGGUGUCCCUGGCGAGGCGGGUCCGAAGGGUCUCAAGGGCAGCCGAGGCUCCCCUGGUGUUAUGGGACUUAUGGGUCCUCAGGGUGAGAAGGGUGAGCCUGGCAAAUCUGGUCCAUUUGGUCCCCGUGGUGAUCGCGGACUUCAGGGUCCUCCCGGUCUCAUGGGACCUGCUGGUCCCCAGGGUCUGCUCGGUGACCCCGGACCCACUGGCCCAGCCGGCCCUCAAGGACGCGAGGGCGACAAGGGUGAGACUGGUCCUGUUGGACCUCCUGGUGCUGAUGGUGAACAGGGACAGCAUGGAGCUCCCGGCCCUCGUGGCAUACAGGGAAAGGUCGGACCUGCUGGAGAGAAGGGUGAUAAGGGCGCUACCGGUCCUCCGGGUCCUCCAGGUCCGACUGGAGAGCUAGGUUUUCAGGGUCAUCCUGGUCCCAGUGGUCUUCCUGGUCCUGCUGGACCCAUGGGUCGGCAAGGUCCCCAGGGAUUCCCCGGACCUCGUGGUGAGCCCGGUGAAAUCGGGCCUCCUGGGCCUCGUGGACCGAUUGGAAUGACGGGUCCUGUUGGUCCAGCAGGAGAAAUUCUUAAUUUUUUCCAACAGGGUCCAACCGGAGACCCAGGCAAAGAAGGCAAGGAUGGACCAAAGGGUGACAAGGGUCCUAAGGGUGAACGCGGUAACCGCGGCCCCCCUGGCCAACGUGGUCCUCGGGGCUAUCUCGGCCUUGACGGAAUGCCUGGUCCUGCUGGUCCAGAGGGCUUCAAGGGUGAGACUGGACCCGAUGGUGAAGUCGGACCCACAGGUCCUAAGGGCUAUCGUGGUGAUGCUGGAAUUCUGGGACAGGUUGGACCUCCGGUCAUUCAAUCUAUUUCCAUUUGGAUUGGUAGCCUCCUCCCUCCCGAGGCCACUUCCAAAGACAAAGGUAAUGGAACCAUUUUUAGCAUUUCUAGCGAGUUUCUACGACUCCUUACAGGUCCCCUUGGUCCAAGAGGCGCUCAGGGUAUUCAAGGCGAGAAGGGUCCCAAGGGACCCGAUGGUGCUAUGGGUACCGUCGGUCCACCCGGAUCCCGUGGCUCGCGCGGGCGUUCGGGCCCUACCGGGCCCAUUGGUGCGCCAGGAUUUGAUGGCGAGAAGGGCGAACGCGGACCCCCCGGACCUCAAGGGAAGAAGGGACCUCCUGGACCUCAGGGUCCGAGAGGUAUUGUUGGACCCAUCGGUAGUGCCGGAAUGCCCGGUAUUCAGGGGCCCCCGGGAGCACCUGGUCAGCCGGGUGAGCCAGGCCCCAUGGGCCUGAUAGGCCCAGAUGGUCUCACCGGUCCCUCCGGUCUGCCCGGACCAAUGGGUAUGGAGGGUGCCCCUGGACCAAUCGGCAAGCGCGGACCGAAGGGUGACCGUGGUCGUGAGGGUCCGCAAGGCAGCCCUGGCCCUAUGGGCCCCAUGGGUUCCAUGGGUCUCACCGGACCUGCCGGCAACCCAGGCCCAACCGGCCCCGCCGGAGCUGUGGGAGAACCCGGAGACAAGGGACAACAGGGACCCCGCGGUUCUCCUGGCUACGAAGGCAGCCCUGGUAACCAAGGUCCUCAAGGCCGAAAGGGUCCAGAUGGACCUGCUGGUCAAGUUGGUCCUCCUGGCGACCCUGGAAUGGAAGGCCCUAUUGGGCCUCAAGGUCCUACGGGUCCCUUGGGUCCUCCUGGUUCACAAGGAGCCCGUGGUAUCCCCGGUGGAAGGGGUAGUCCUGGUCCAGUUGGUGAAGAUGGUGCCCCCGGCAAUACGGGUCCUCAAGGAAAGCCGGGACCUCGUGGUCCCCCGGGUCCGCAGGGUCCUCAGGGACCUGCCGGACAGGCAGGUCCCCAGGGCUUGCCCGGUCCUCGUGGUAGCAAGGGCCCCAAGGGUGAACCCGGACCUCAGGGUCCACCUGGAGAGACUGGAAACCCCGGACCUCGAGGUUUGAGUGGACCACCUGGACUGCGAGGACCCCCUGGACCGGCUGGAUUACAGGGUCCACCGGGUGUCAAAGGACCCGAGGGAGAAGUCGGACCAGAGGGUAUUCCUGGAGCAACUGGAGCAGACGGAGGGAAGGGAGAGACAGGUCCGAAGGGACCAAAAGGCGCCUAUGGUCCGGUGGGUCCCAUGGGACCGCCCGGGCCUAGGGGCGAGCGCGGUCCGACAGGUGUAGAGGGCGAACGUGGACGUAUCGGUCCCAAGGGUGCCCAGGGACCUCCCGGACCUACCGGUGAUCCUGGCCCACCCGGCGAUUCUGGCCCCCCCGGUCCUGAGGGACCUAUGGGUGUUCGUGGACCUGUUGGUCCUGGUGGUCCACGCGGUCCGAAGGGCAAGCCAGGUCCCCAGGGUCCCCCCGGUCCUCCUGGUCCCGUAAAGAUUCUCGACCUCACCGCAGGCUACUUCAAAUUCGAACCGGGUCGUACCAAGAGAAGCAUUAACGAGGACGAGCUCUACGAUAUGAAGGAUCCUGAUGCCAGCCUCUUCCCCAACAACGUGCCGGCCAUCGGUGCGGUGUUGCGUCGCCUCUACGCACGCAUUGAAAGUCUAGAGUCAGCGGUGCGAUACUACCGACGUCCCAUCGGCACGCGCGCUUACCCGGCGCGCCACUGCCGCGAGAUUAUGGAAGCCACAGACUCGCCGCACGGCCCCGUCUCUGGCGAGUACUGGAUCGAUCCCAAUCUCGGCUCGAGUCGCGAUGCCAUCAAGGUGGAGUGCAAGUUCUCUGGCAGCGUCGCCAAGACCUGUGUCCAUGCUACACCUGAAUCCAAGGCGCUCCGUCUGGUCAACUUGAGGAAGAGCGGUGGCGAAGGCAGUUGGUGGUUCUCCAAGCUUUUGGAAGGGAACACCAAUGGAACUCAACGCUUGUACUACGCGCCGCGAAACCAGUUUAACUUCCUCCAGUUGCUGCACCACCGGGCGGAGCAGUCGAUUACGGCACUGUGCCGUGGCUCCGUUGUCUAUUACGACAGCCGCAACAAGAACUACGACUUGGCAGCCAACUUGCUUCUCUUCAAUGGCAAGGUCAUCAACACCCACCUCGAUCGACGAGUUCGUGGCGAGGGCGGCUUCGUCCAACUGGAGGUCAAUAUCAAGGAUGACUGUAUGGACCGCUCACCGACCGGCUCGACAGCUAAUUUCGAUCUAGUUGCCAACCAUCCGGAACUUCUGCCCAUUAUCGACAUGAAAAUGUUCGACUUUGGCGAGGACAAUCAGCAGCUUGGUUACUACGUCAACGAGGUCUGCUUCUCUUAG